AUGUCGUGCCGAAGUUACACUCUUUGCCGAAGUUGUAACUUCGGCAAUAUAACGUUUGUCGAAGUUGUUCAUGUUCAUCAUGGUAAAACAACAUUAGCUGAUGAUUUACUUGCUUCAAAUGGAAUUAUUUCGACACGUUUGACCGGUAAGGUAAAUAAUAAAAAAUAUUUAAUCAAUCUUAUUGAUACUCCGGGACAUGUAGAUUUUUCAUCGGAAAUUUCUACUGUAGUUCAACUUUGUGAUGGUGCAAUAAUUCUUGUCGAUGUUGUCGAAGGACUUCGUUCCCAAACUUUAGCAACUCUUCGACAAGCUUGGCUUGAACAUCUACGUAUUAUUCUUGUUUUUAAUAAAAUUGAUCGUUUAUUUGUUGAACAUAAAUGGAGUUCACAUCAAGCUUAUGGGCGUAUUCAUGGUGUUCUUAAACAUAUAAAUGAUGUUGUUGCAAAACAAUUUACAUCAUUAUUAUUAGAAAAAAGUGCUGAACAAGAAGUUAUGGAAAAGGUUGAUAUUAAUUCUUUAAUCGAAAAUAAUUUUCAUUUUUAUGAAUAA
Molecule: messenger RNA, 549 nt
Organism: Rotaria sp. Silwood2
Lineage: Eukaryota; Metazoa; Rotifera; Eurotatoria; Philodinida; Philodinidae
Source: the annotation of a GenBank genome assembly